Messenger RNA from Malassezia pachydermatis, 1419 nucleotides. RefSeq lists its product as hypothetical. The transcript is spliced from 2 exons. Lineage: Eukaryota; Fungi; Basidiomycota; Malasseziomycetes; Malasseziales; Malasseziaceae. The record is from RefSeq and is a predicted model, not a curated record. The coding region runs from base 1 to 1419 and encodes 472 amino acids.
AUGAUGCCGUACGAGGCAGAUUACCGGCCACCGCUGCCUCCGGCAUCGGAAGGCGGCCCAGGCUACUAUUACAAUGCGCCGCCCAUGAAUAUGCCGCCAGAAUCGUCGUACUAUGGCCCACCGCCGCAUGGUAUGGCGGAAGCGCAUGGUGCGUACCACAACAGAAUGCCGGAGAUGCCGAUGCAUCCGGCAUCGCCACCGCAUAUGCGAUACGCACAUGAGCCGAUGGAGUACAUGGCCAUGCACAACGGUCCGGACCUGCAUCGACCCCCGCCGCCCAUGCCGGAGGAUGCGAUGAUGCCCAUGGAGAUGGGUAUGUCCCUCCCUAUGGGCCAUGGUGGCAUGCCCGAGAUGAUGCCGAUGCAUCAUGGUGGGCCUAUGAUGCCGGCUCGACGUGGCCCCACGUCGUCGCAUCGCACGUCGUCCAAGCGCGGCCCGCCCAGUAUGGCCGAACCUGUGUCGUCCAAACGUGAUCGCAAACGCAAGGAAAUUUUGGAGCGAUUGGAGCGGACGCAUUGGGAUGAUAUGGAAAACCGCGACACAAUCUACCAGGAGACAUACAUGGGCCUUGCAUCGACGUACCAAGCGCUGAUGAUGCGCCCGUCGAUGGUCCGUGAAUACGCUAUGGAGGUGGCCGAUAAGGCCGUAAAUCGCACAGCUACCCUUCGUGCCAACUCAUUAUACCAUGCCUUCCUGCUGGAACGCAGCCAUCACUUGUACCAGGCAGAGCGGGGCAAAGUGGAAGACGAGGCACGUCUUGCAAAACGGAGCACGCGUGAUAAGCUGCUAGCGGUGAUUGAAGAGCGAAAGCGCCGGCUACGUGAGGAACGAGAUGGUGGCGACUUUGCCUCUGACUUUUUACUGGAAUCGACGCAGCGGCAGUCCACACGCCAACUGCGCAACAAGAGCGCGAGUGUCAAUGCUCCGGCGACGCGUUUAAGCAGGCUGCUAGACGACGACGAUGCAAUGACAGGUGGGCGUCAAGGCAUUACUCAAGCGGUGGCCUACCUGCUUGGCUGGUCCGAGCUGGAAGUCGCUGUGACGAUCGCUGCCGCUAGUGCAGAGGGUGAAGAUGGUAUGCUUCUAUGUAAAUCGGCCGACGGUACUACGACGGCCCUGCCACUGCAAGCAACGCUAGCCUCGCAAACGUCGCUGCUGGCCGGUGUCAAUGUGAACACAAAUGUUGCCGCGAGUAAGAACAAGAAGAAAGGCGCUGCUGCCAAGGUCAGUGCUGCCAAUGGCUCGGAACGUUCAGGGGACGACGAGGAUACCAGUACUCCACUUCUUUCCUCAGGUGGUGGCCGUUUGCGGUGGGAUACGGCAAAGUGCCUAGCGCAGCUCACCUCUGCGAAGGACAUUGAGAUUGAAUCAGACCUGAUUAAUAUCAACAAAAUCGGGACCAAGCGUCGACGCCGCUAG